CCAGCCUCUGUCUCUUUGUCUCUCUCUCUCUUUGUCUUUCUCUCUCUGGGAGCAACGUGGUGUAGUAGAUAAACUAACAGGCUUAGAUUUGGCUUCCAGGCUUUGUUUUGCUAUCUAUAAGCUAUGCGACAUCUGGUAAAACUUCUUGGAGCCUUGGUUUCCUCAUUUGAAAAAUGUGGGCAAUUCAAUAAAUGAGCGAGCUGACUCACCUGUAAGAUGCCUUCUAGCUCUGUCAUUCCAAGAUUUAAUGAGGGAAAAGAAAAUGAAAAACAAAUUUCCUAUGCAUUCAGUACAAUGAGAGGGAUACGCAUUCCCUGAAGACAGAGGCUCGCUCACUUCCCUUCUACUCUCUGAGCACUUGGUCACAGGUCUCAGUUCUUCACUGAUGUGUCUCAGACGGAUGGGAAAGACAUGAGUAAAAUGACAAAAAGACCGAUAAGCGUGGAAGGAGCUGGGGGUGGGGGCAGCGGGAGCAGCAGGUCUCGGUCAGGGGGCGAGGGCUGGAGCGGGGCGGUCUGCCCAGAAAUGGGCAAAGGUCCCGUGAGUGUAAACAGAGAUGGGAGGGUUCAGAGGCAGCUCUUCCCCAAAGCCAAGUUCAGCCGCUGUGUGAGGGCUAGAGAGGAGGGAGUCUUCGUUGGAGGCAAGGUCUUGAAUAUAAAUCUUCAGAGACGCGAUUGGUGACACUAAUCCACGCGCGGCCCAGCUGCAGUCUCCGUCCCCUCCCCCCCACAUCCACUCGUCUGCGCGGCUUGGUAUGCUCCGCCACCACAAUCAGCCUCCUUCCUCUGGCGUGCUAUUGGUACAGCCCAAGCUCUGAGGGUUGAAACACAGAAAGACACGCCCCUUGUCACGCCCGCUUUCUCUGAUUGGCUAGAAAAUUUAAAGCUCCUGCAGGUGAUAGGAUAAUUCUCUACUCCCAAAAUUUGAAAGUUUCCAGUGUGCUUCUUUUGCCUGAAGUCCGACAUUUCUCAACUGGUUCGUCCGAGUGCUGGCACAAGUGAGUGUCCACCUGAUCCCAGACCUGGGAGUCAGAACGUUCUUCUUCUAGGGGUCCCUGCCGGGAGGGUGCAUACGAAUGAAUCAGACGGCGCGUGGACUGGUUCCCGGAAGCCAGGGUCCCUCCGCUAUUUCCGUAGCCAAAUAUUUUCUACUUCUACCCCACCUUAGAGAUGGGAAGCACGAGAGCUUCCGAAUACACGAUCUCUGACUCCCACCAGCCGUUGUGGUCUCUUUCAGCCUGUUUUCCACUUCUGUACAUGGGAAAUAGUGACACUAGCUUGACUACAUAUAAACCAGCGAAAGUAGCUGGGAGAGGGAAGGCGCUGAUAACAUGUCCAUCCUACUUACCUCCACAAACCUGCAGAGGCGGCGGCGAUGCUUUCGGGCACCCAGGCAGCGGCCGCAGAAUGCGAGGAUGGAGAACUGCGGUGCCGUGUGACUCUGGAGGAGCUGAGCCCCGGUGGGCAGGCGCGAAGGCGCCAGUCCCUACGCACCGCGGAGCUGAGACUGGGUCGUAACGAGCGCCGCGAGUUGAUGCUGAGGCUGCAGGCGCCUGGGCCCGCUGGGCAGCUGCGCUGCUUCCCCGUGCGCGCCGCGCGCCUCUUCACCCGCUUCGCUGCAGCCGGGCGCAGCACUCUGCGGUUCCCCGCUGACAGCACUCUCCGGGCCAGCGCGGUCCAGCUGCUGCUCUCGGAUUGCCCCCCAGACCGCCUGCGCCGCUUCCUGAGUACGCUGCGCCUCAAGCUGGCGGCGGCCCCGGGUCCCGGGCCGGCCUCCGCCCGCACACAGCUGCUUGGCCCGCGGCCCCGCGACUUCGUCGGCAUCAGCCCCGUGCAGCCCGAGGAGUUGCGGCGCGUGGCAGCCACCCGGGUCACAGAUACCACGCCGGUGAAGCGGCCCACGGAACCUCGGGCGGGAGCCAAGCCCAGCACAGAAGUCCCAAGGUGGCCCCUGCCUGUGAAGAGGCUGAGAUUGCCCCCCACCAAACCAGAGCUUUCCAAGGAACAGGCUGCUGUCCUGAGGGCUGUCCUGAAAGGCCAGAGCAUUUUCUUCACUGGGAGUGCAGGGACGGGGAAGUCUUAUCUGCUGAAGCGUAUCCUGGGCUCACUGCCUCCCACAGGCACUGUGGCCACUGCCAGCACUGGGGUGGCAGCCUGCCACAUCGGGGGUACUACCCUCCAUGCCUUUGCAGGCAUUGGCUCGGGCCAGGCUCCCCUGGCCCAGUGUGUGGCCCUGGCCCAGCGGCCUGGUGUGCGGCAGGGUUGGCUGAACUGCCAGCGGCUAGUCAUUGAUGAGAUCUCCAUGGUGGAAGCAGACCUGUUUGACAAGCUGGAGGCCGUGGCCAGAGCUGUCCGGCAGCAGAAUAAGCCAUUCGGAGGGAUCCAGCUUAUCAUCUGUGGGGACUUCCUGCAGCUGCCACCUGUAACCAAGGGAUCCCAGCUCCCGCAGUUCUGCUUCCAGGCCAAGAGCUGGAGGAGGUGUGUCCCAGUGACCCUGGAACUGACUGAGGUGUGGAGGCAAACGGACAAGACCUUCAUCUCUCUGCUGCAAGCUGUGCGGCUGGGCAGGUGCUCAGAUGAAGUCACCCGCCAGCUCCGGGCCACAGCUGCCCACAAGGUGGGGCGAGAUGGGAUUGUGGCCACAAGGCUCUGCACCCACCAGGAUGAUGUGGCCCUUACCAAUGAGAGGCAGCUGCAGGAACUGCCAGGUGAAGUACACAGCUUUGAGGCCAUGGACAGUGACCCUGAGCAAGCCCGGACCCUGGAUGCUCAGUGUCCUGUUAGCCAGCUCCUUCAGCUAAAGCUGGGGGCCCAGGUGAUGCUGGUGAAGAACUUGGCAGUGUCUCGGGGCCUGGUGAAUGGUGCCCGAGGGGUGGUAGUUGGGUUCGAGGCCGAGGGGAGAGGGCUGCCCCAGGUCCGGUUCCUGUGUGGAGUCACCGAGGUCAUCCGUGCUGACCGCUGGACGGUGCAGACCACAGGGGGCCAUCUCCUCAGCCGGCAGCAGCUACCCCUGCAGCUGGCCUGGGCCAUUUCCAUUCACAAGAGCCAGGGCAUGUCCCUGGAUUGUGUGGAGAUGUCUCUGGGCCGUGUGUUUGCCAGCGGCCAGGCCUACGUGGCCCUUUCCCGGGCCCGCAGCCUGCAGGGCCUCCGCGUGUUGGACUUUGACCCCAUGGUGGUUCGCUGUGACCCCCGCGUGCUGAGCUUCUAUGCUACCCUGCGGCGGAAUGGGGCCCUCAGCCUGGAGUCCGCAGAUGAUGAGGAGGAAACCUCAGACCAGGAGAACGUGGACCCGAACCUGUGAUCUGCGAAGAGAAGAAAAGGGUGGUCUCCCCCUCCUCUUGCUCCCUAGGGAUCCCAGGGGGAGGGUGGUUAGUGUCCCUUUCCUCCUUUGUCGGGGGCUCUCAGUCUCCGGCCAGCUUUCCAUCCAUUUGCCAGCUGUGCCUCAGUUUUUCCCUUUGCCCUGGGUGAGCCACUUCCAGGGUGAGGAGUUGGCAAGGGGCCUGCAGUGGUAGCAGGUGAUACAGGACAGAGCUCUCUGCCAGCAGCUAGCCACAGGGCCACACAGCUGUGGGCGCUGCUCCCUGUGAGCUACAGAGAGGAGAGGCGGCAGGUGCUCCAAGAGGAGGAACAGGACGUAGGGGUCCUAGCAGGGGACUCAGGUCCGAAGCAGAGAAGGGAACCUGGGGAGAGUCUUCAUAGCCAGAUCCAGUCCUGCACAAGCCAGAACAAACACUCUCCUGAGCCUAACUUGAGAACACGCGCUGCAAAAAUAUGCAUCUAUAUCUUAAGCUGCUCUUUUGGGAAAGACAUCGUGGGAGUAUGGAUAUUCUCCGACUUUAUUUAUUUAGGACAAAUAAACUGGUAAACUGUGUGAA
Messenger RNA from Odocoileus virginianus texanus, 3874 nucleotides. The record is from RefSeq and is a predicted model, not a curated record. Lineage: Eukaryota; Metazoa; Chordata; Mammalia; Artiodactyla; Cervidae.